AUGGCUUCUGGAUCUUACUGGUGCUACAGCUGCAGCCGAUUCGUCUGGAUCGCCGAUUCCAUUUCCUGCCCUGACUGCGACGGCGGUUUCCUCGAGCAUAUCCAGGAGCCUGUUGAUUUCACACCUUCCGAUUCUUUCCACCGUGUCACUACUCAACAUCGCAGCCCUACCAGAUUCCCUCCUUCUUCCACUACCUCCUCUAUGCACGCUUCCACGGCCGAGAACAGUCCCACUCCCUCCUCCGCCAUUGUUACACGAACGCGGAGCAACCGGUCUCCUAAUCCGGUGAUUGUUCUCCGCGGAUCUGGUCCGUCCGAUGUUUCCGAAGGCUUAGAUCGAUCCUCUUUCCAGAUGUAUUACGACGACGGUACGGAUUCCGGUCUUAGACCGUUGCCGCCGAGUAUGACGGAGUUUCUGUUAGGUUCUGGGUUCGAUCGGUUGUUAGAUCAGAUCUCUCAGAUCGAGCUCAACACGAAUCGGAACAACCGCUCGUGUGAACAUCCGCCGGCUUCUAAAUCGGCGAUCGAAGCUAUGCCGGUGAUCGAAAUCGAUCCGACUCAUCUCCAAUCGGAUUCUCAAUCCCACUGCGCCGUCUGCAAAGAGAACUUCGUUUUGGAAUCCGCCGCUCGGGAGAUGCCUUGUAACCACAUCUACCAUCCCGAUUGCAUCCUUCCAUGGCUCGAGAUUAGAAACUCUUGCCCGGUCUGCCGCCACGAGCUACCGGCUGAGGAUAUUACGGACGUAAGCGGUGGUGGUGCUGUUGUAACUGCCACCGCCGGUUCCGCCGUAGUAGCUCAUGAGGAAGAGGAAGACUCUGCGGCUGGACUUACGAUUUGGAGGUUGCCAGGUGGAGGAUUCGCGGUAGGGAGAAUCCCCGGAGGAUGGAGAGGAGGAGAUAGAAUGAUGCCGGUGGUGUACACGGAGGUUGACGGCGGGAGACUCGGCGACGAGAGACUUCCGAGGAGAGUAGCGUGGGGCUCGAGAAGAGGAGGGAGAGAUGGAGGUAGUAGAGAGAGAGCCGGUGGGUUUGCGGGUCGGAUCAUGAGACUGUUCGGAUGUUUCAGCGGGUCAUCUGGAUCCAUAGCUGCAGUAACAUCAUCAGGGUCCGGGUCGAGAUCACGGGUUACCCGUAGGAACAGGUCGUCGUUUUCUCUGUUCAAUAGUGCGUCGUCUUCGUCAAGGAGACGAAAUUGGCUAGCGUGA
Microthlaspi erraticum is the source of this 1203-nucleotide messenger RNA. NCBI's taxonomy places the organism in Eukaryota, Viridiplantae, Streptophyta, Magnoliopsida, Brassicales, Brassicaceae. The record is from the annotation of a GenBank genome assembly.